This is a messenger RNA of Scheffersomyces stipitis CBS 6054, 603 nucleotides long. RefSeq names its product ESCRT-I subunit protein. The transcript is spliced from 2 exons. The record is from RefSeq and is a predicted model, not a curated record. Lineage: Eukaryota; Fungi; Ascomycota; Pichiomycetes; Serinales; Debaryomycetaceae. Bases 1 to 603 code for a protein of 200 amino acids.
AUGGACCCGAUUGAGCCAUUAACAUUGGGAGAUUUAAAGGCUUUCCCUCUACCCAAAUACAUCGAAGCUCUCCCCACGGCCAAUUUACACGAGUUCCUAGGCGACGAGCUGUUAGUCAAGGGAUACGUCAAGGAGCUCGAGUCGUACCGGAACCACCAAGAAAGAAUAUUAGCGCAAUUGAGGGCGUCACAGCACAAACUUCAAGAACAGAUCCUAGAUGAUCUCAUCCAUAAGUAUAGGAAGAUAGUCGAUCAGAUAAUGGCGCAGAUGAACCGGAUUACGUCACUCUACCAGGAGUACCGGAACUUGGAGAUGUACCAGUACCAGUUGUUGUCGCUGAAUUUCAACCGAGACUUCUUGAUCCGAACCAAGUUUGGCAACUUGAUCAGCCGGAACAACCAGGAACUGAUCGAUCUAGUUAAAAAGUUCCAUAGUAGCGUAGGGGAAGAUGGUGACGUGGAGAACAAAGUCAACGAUUUGGUCACAAGUUUUAGGGCAAGUAGACGAGAAUACCAUUUACGGAAGGAGAAGUUGAAUAGAUGGAACGAAGAAAGACAAGAGCUCAGGCUAAUGAUAAUGGCACCUGAAAAUGCUACAUUGUAG